This is a messenger RNA of Loxodonta africana (African savanna elephant), 2070 nucleotides long. RefSeq names its product zinc finger CCHC-type containing 9 (gene ZCCHC9). The transcript has 6 exons. Gene Ontology annotation, molecular function: nucleic acid binding; zinc ion binding. Gene Ontology annotation, cellular component: nucleolus. Lineage: Eukaryota; Metazoa; Chordata; Mammalia; Proboscidea; Elephantidae. Bases 836 to 1648 code for a protein of 270 amino acids. The record is from RefSeq and is a predicted model, not a curated record.
GCGCGCGGCGUAGCACAGUGGGCGACCUGGGCACCUCGAUUCGCCGGGGACCCCUCAUUCCUUCUCUGGGGCUUGCCGGGACUGUCUGUGGGAUGCGCGGGAGGGCAGAGGAACUGGAUGCGGAGUUUCCUGGGGUCCCGGCGCCAGGUGGGGCUGGAGUGCCGGGGUACGCUGCUGGCCGAAGGCGCCCACGGAGGAGAACGGCCUCAGCUGUUAGGCGCUGGCUGCUUGGGCCGGCGCGUCCAGCCCCACUGAAGCCUGGCGCGCGGGUGGGCCUGGCCGACCUGGGCCCUUUCACCUCACCCUCUUGAGACCCAGAUCCUGCCCUUCCCACCUAUUCGGGGGAACGAUGAUCCACUUCCUCUUGAACAGUGCCCGUCCCACUGUGACAGUCACAGAAUCUUCAGCGCCAAGUGUACGCGCGGUGGGUGAAGUGGCGUGCAACGUCUUACCCCAGUUCAUUGGGUCGCGCCUUAGCGUGUGUUGAGGGGCCGUGUUUCAUGACCUCUCGGUGGGCAGCAGCUGGGGCUUUGAUGUUGAUUGGUGCCCGGGAUGCUGCCUCAAAAAGGUGGCAGGUUGAUGAUUGAAGGUGAUUUGAAACCACUGGAUUGAAAGUAGUUUAUACCGUGAUUAAUAAAAGAAAAUCCGUAUUUUCACAUGACUUUAAACACUUAAAUAUUUUGUUAAUCUGCGGGAAAAAAGUUGUAACGACAAACUUCAACUUAAAGGACAAGAUUUCUGUAUAAUUACAAAUCUACAAAUUGUGCUGAGAUGGCAGACUAGGAUGAAGUGACGUGAGAACUUGUUAGUUUGCUAAGGUACGUCUGAUGAAGCCAUGACCAGGUGGGCACGAGUUACUACCCAAAACACCAAGAGGCCGUUGGCUGCAACAUCAUGGGAGGAUAUGAAGAAGGGAUCUGUUGAGGGAACAAGUCAAAGCCUACCAAAGGGUAAACGUGAAGCCAAUAGACUGUCUCUUAAAAAUGACACACUCCAAGCAAAACACAAAAAGAACAAAAAGAAGAAAGAGUACUUAAAUGAAGAUGUGAAUGGAUUCAUGGAGUACCUAAGACAGAACUCACAGAUGGUUCACAAUGAGGAGAUCAUAGCAACAGACAGGCAGAAAAUAAGGGAAGAAAUUGCAGUGGCUUUAAAGAAAGACAGUCGACGGGAAGGAAGAAGAUUAAAAAGACAAGCAGCAAAGAAGAAUGCAAUGGUAUGUUUCCAUUGUAGAAAACCUGGACAUGGGAUUGCAGAUUGCCCUGCAGCCCUUGAGAAUCAAGAUAUGGGCACUGGAAUAUGCUAUCGGUGUGGGUCCACAGAGCAUGAAAUAACCAAGUGCAAGGCCAAAGUAGACCCAGCUCUUGGUGAAUUUCCUUUUGCAAAAUGUUUUGUUUGUGGGGAAAUGGGGCACUUGUCCAGAUCCUGUCCUGAUAAUCCCAAAGGACUCUAUGCGGAUGGUGGUGGCUGCAGACUUUGUGGCUCUGUGGAACAUUAUAAGAAAGAUUGCCCAGAAAGUAAGAAUUCAGAUCAGAUUGUCACAGUUGGUCGCUGGGCAAAGGGAAUGAGUGCAGACUAUGAAGAAAUUUUGGAUGCUCCCAAACCACAGAAACCCAAAGCAAAGAUACCUAAAGUUGUUAAUUUUUGAUAAUAUCUACUUCACAAGAUGGAGCAGAGCUUCCUAGGAGCCCUGUAUGAUCGGGACUUCGUCAAACACCAUUUCCUGAGUUCUGCCCAUCAAGGAAUACUUCUGUCUUUGUUUGGAGAACACCAUUGGAAAAAAGCAUAAGAUGCUUAAAUGGAAUUGUCUAGAACAUGUUUAACAGGCAGAACUUAGAUAUAACUAAGAGGUUAUAUUCCUGAUUUUAACAAUCACCUUUUCUUAAAAAAACGAAUUAUGUAUUAAUGUGAACCACCCUUAAACAAAGGGUGUAUUUGUGUUUGGAGAUGAACUUUUGUUAUAUUGUUUCAAAAGAGAAAUUUUAUUAUUUUAUUAUUACAAUAGAAAUUAAUUUAUAAUCUCCACAAAAUUGCUGUAUUUUUAAAAUACUGAAUAAAAAGUUAUUAUUA